GUGUGUGCGUGCAUGUGUGGCCUUGACGACUUAAAAGCUAUACCUUUUCCAGUUUCCUCUGGCGCUACCGCAUAACCUAAUAGCGGCAUUUUUUUCCUGUUUUGCCAAAUGAUUAAGCAGAAAAUUCGAUCAAUUAACAAUUUCAAGAUUUCAACCCUUCAAUGAUCCUCAUCUGAUAAUCUUCCUCGUAAUAGAGACCAAACAUACGUUAGCCAAAUUGAAUAUGAGAAAGUCCAGAGCCAACGACCGGCAGGUUAAAUCCCGGCUGAAGGUCGUGAGAGAGGACACGUCAUCCCCGGUGCCAAGUUCGAGUUACCAGAUCUUCAUCUGGAAAGUCGCCAUCCCAAUCGCUGUAAUGGCUGUGGCUGCCGGCCUGUGCUACAAGGGUUACAACGAGACCCGCGUCAACACGACCUUCAGCAAUGAAAAACUCAUUGAGGUGAGCCGGCUGGACAAGCACGACUACUACUGGGGCUCGUAUAGACCUGGUGUCUACUUUGGUAUGAAGACCCGAGAGCCCUUUUCUUUGGUGACAGGCCUCAUGUGGUACUUCCCUAACACUCUGCAAGGUGAUGGCAGAGGACUAAGGCACUGGUGCACUCAGGAAGACAAGCUGGAAAGGUACGGAUGGACCAAGCACGAUGGUAAGAACUUUGGAAUACAGGAGAUCGUGGAUAACAAAGUACUGCUAAAGACUUCAUUUAUUAAGAACACUCAUGGGUUGAAUGGAGGUGAUUGGACUGCUAAGAUCAAUGUUACAGCUCUGAAACCAAGUAUCAAGAAUAAAAAGAUUUCGUUGUUAUUUUACACUGCCAUUGAAGACAAAACCAAUGGAAACAUCAAUCCAGUGGUUGAUCAUUUGAGUGAUGCUCUAACUGGUGUUGAGGGAGAAACCAAGGAGCUGGGUUACUUUAAUCUUAAUUUCAAUAUCAAGAGUGCUAGCUCUGUCGAUCAGUCAUACUUAAUAACAUCAGCACCUAACUUGAGUGUUUUAAAGGAGACAGUUAUGCAGAACCUCAGACUAGUGGCUGAAAAAGAUAAUACCAACAUGGGGAGAAUUGUUUUAGCUGGUGAGGAACUCAGGCAGAAAAAUGGAAAAAUGCUUAUACCCAAUUUCAUUGUAACUCAAGUGACAUCUGAAUUGCCUAUGGAGCUAGAAGUGAGAUUUGAAAGAAACAGCAUUGUCAGUCACAAAGAAAAACUAUAUGGAGAAAAUUAUGACAAAGCUCUGAGUACUUAUGAAAAGCAGUUCGAUGAGAGGUUUGAGAAGACCUUCAAACUGAAAGAAAAAGGGUACAAGAAUGAUGAAAUCAAAUUUGCCCAGCUGGCAUUUUCCAACAUGAUUGGAGGCAUAGGAUACUUUUAUGGAUCAGCACAGGUGCAAAGUGUUCACACUCAAGACCCUGUACCUUACUGGAAGGCACCUCUUUACAGCGCUGUACCCAGUAGGAGUUUCUUCCCCAGAGGCUUCCUAUGGGAUGAAGGUUUCCAUGGUCUUCUUCUAUCCAGUUGGGAUUUGGAUAUAGAAAUGGACAUCAUCAGUCAUUGGUUUGAUCUAAUGAAUGUUGAGGGCUGGAUUCCUAGAGAAAUGAUACUUGGUGAAGAGGCUUUGGCCAAGGUCCCAGAAGAGUUUGUCACUCAAGUUAACACCAAUGCUAAUCCACCUACGUUCUUUAUAACUCUGCAGUACAUUUUGGAGCACAGACAUGGUGAACUUCUAUCCAAACAUUUGCACUUGCUUGACAAACUAUAUCCCAGGCUGCAGACUUGGUUUGAAUGGUACAAUGUCACCCAGAAAGGUGAACUUCCCAGUACUUACAGGUGGAGAGGUAGAAACAAGCAGACAAAUAAGGAGCUGAAUCCUAAGACCUUGACAUCAGGUUUGGAUGAUUAUCCAAGAGCAUCUCAUCCAACCAAUAAUGAACGUCAUAUUGAUUUGCGCUGCUGGAUGGCACUGGCAUCUAAAGUCAUGGCUACUCUUGCAGACAUUUUGCAAAAGCCAUCAAAUAAAUAUGAGAAUACUUUUGAGUACUUGUCAGAUAAUAGAUUGUUGAACGAAUUGCACUGGUCUCCAAAAACCAACACUUAUGCUGACUUUGGCUUACAUACAGACAAAGUCAGAUUACAGAGACCGAAUCAAGCCUCUAGGCAGGUGAAAGUGAACCAGGAUAAAAUAAGAGUGGUUCUAGAGGAACCAAAAAACAAAUUUGUAGAUAGUUCCUUUGGCUACGUUUCCCUCUUCCCAUUCAUUUUGUGUAUUGUGGAUCCAAACUCAUAUCAACUGCAGAAGAUUUUGCAGGAUCUUGAGAAACCUGAAUUUUUAUGGACCAAUUAUGGUCUCAGGUCUCUUUCUAAGUCAUCGCCAGUGUACAUGCAAUACAAUACUGAACAUGAUCCACCUUAUUGGAGAGGGCCCAUCUGGAUGAAUCUUAAUUACUUGACUGUAGCUGCUCUACAUCAUUACUCUAAAAUAAAUGGUCCAUACAAGGCAGAAGCAAAGAGAUUGUACACAGAAUUAAGGAAGAAUUUGAUAAAGAAUGUUAUUCAUCAGUACAAGACAACUGGAUACAUUUGGGAAAAUUAUGGAGAUACUCAUGGAGAAGGAAGAGGCAGCCAUCCAUUUACUGGGUGGACUUCUUUAACAGUUUUAUUGAUGGCUGAACUUUAUUGAAAGCUUUGUUAUUCCUUUAUGCAUUUUUAAGAUUCUAAUAGUCAAUAGGACAUAGAAUAGGGGAGCCUUAUACAAUAUUAGUUAAGAUAAAAAAGUUAGAAGCUAAUUAGAUCGAAUUAAAAAAGUAACAUUAUGUAGAACUUCUGAAAUUUACUGAUAUUUUAUGAAGUAUUUUUUUCUUAAUUAUUUUUAUAGGUAUAGUCAUCUGUUAAUUGAAACAGAAUUCUCUAAUCGACUAAAAAUCUUUGUAACAUACAUCAGGGGCUGUAGAAUUUCAUUGAUAGGGUACAGGUCCAAAAGUGUAAAUAUAUUUUGUAAUUUUGUAAUUAUUUUAAGAAACUUGUUGAUUGUUAUUCUGAAGAAAAGCAUUCUUUCUGAAUUAAAAAUUAGCUUUAUAGAAAUUAAUUUAUCUGAUUUAUAAGAUUAUUUGUCAGUAAUGGCUAAGGAAAAAAAUUUGGUCGGAGUAUGUUAAACAAUUGAAUUGUUAUCUUUUAUGGAAACUUGAUUGCUGUGUUAGAAAUUCUAUCUUUGUAAAAUGUUAAUUAAUUAGAACUUAAGAUUUUCUACAAUUACACUGUACAUAUAAUACAUAGCCUCCUCAAUCUAUUAAAAAAAAUGUCUAAAACUAGAUCAAUAAAUCUGCACUGAAGACACCACAUAAAUUCUAUAAAGAGGAGGUUCUAUUCCUGUACAGAGAAAUUUUAAGAGAUUUCAUAGAAUCUCGCCUAUCUGUCUCAGCAAAAUAUGCAGCAAAAACAUCAGCUCAAGUUUAGAACUGGAUUCAUCAGAAGAACUACCUCAUAGCUACUAAUUGUCAUAUCAUACUGUUCUUAUUAUGCUACAAUUUUGAAUCUUAUACUACUAUGCACCACAAAACAUCAGUUGACAGCAAUUAAGAUGCUUUAAACAAAAAGUUGUAUAAGAAAAAACUGUUGUUGGUACCUACAUUAAAUUAGUGACUAAGUGGAUCAGUUCUAGUUCUCCUGUGCUGCAUGAAAUGUUGGAAUACUUUUUCCUAUGGAAAAUUUUGCACCACUUUUUUCAGAUCUACAGAUUUAAAAUAUAUCGGCUUUUAGCUCUUGGAGGUUCAUUGAUUCCAAUACAAUCGCGUACGCGACAAAUCAAACUUUUAUAAAUCAAACACUUAGCUCUGCAUUUUACGCACACUGACUCUAGUAAGAAACUGAUGACAAAAGAUAGAAGCUUUUGUUUUCAUAUAAGAUAAUAUGUAUACAUAAUAAUUUUGAUUCAUUUAUGUAAAGUGAAAACGCAUAGAUACUGGAUAGAAGCUUUAUUAAGUUUGUAAUGGGUAUAUAAUUUAUAGAUGAAUAAAUUGUGAUGGUUGCCUGGGUGAUGCUUGUACCAGAGAUCUUUUAGCUACAAGAGUAGAUGUAAAAGAAAUUUCUCUUGAAUGCACAUCUUGCACAUGCUAUUAUAAGAAUAAAUAAAAUACUUUAUAUUAAAAAA
Molecule: messenger RNA, 4138 nt
Organism: Nasonia vitripennis (jewel wasp)
Lineage: Eukaryota; Metazoa; Arthropoda; Insecta; Hymenoptera; Pteromalidae
Gene: GCS1
Product: mannosyl-oligosaccharide glucosidase GCS1
Exons: 3
Coding region: 224-2671 (815 amino acids)
Biological process (GO): oligosaccharide metabolic process; protein N-linked glycosylation
Cellular component (GO): endoplasmic reticulum membrane
Molecular function (GO): Glc3Man9GlcNAc2 oligosaccharide glucosidase activity
Source: RefSeq, a predicted model, not a curated record